This is a messenger RNA of Branchiostoma floridae (Florida lancelet), 3344 nucleotides long. RefSeq names its product melanoregulin-like. The record is from RefSeq and is a predicted model, not a curated record. Gene Ontology annotation, biological process: melanosome transport. Lineage: Eukaryota; Metazoa; Chordata; Leptocardii; Amphioxiformes; Branchiostomatidae. Gene Ontology annotation, cellular component: melanosome.
UCAAAAAAGACAAAAGAGAUAAUUCAAAAUUUCAAAUCAAUCGGCUGAUAAACUAAAGACCAAUGGCAGAAGCUGCACCCGAGGGGAGAAGGCGUCGAACGAGGAGACACAGAGUCAUAGGGCCGGACGACGCCAUCUUGGAAGAUGGCGGCCUGAUUUCCAUGUUGACUUGCUGUUUCCGGGGAGAACCGUCAAUGCUGAGAGAUGAGAGACUGGAAGACCGAGGCGACAGCAUUCACUAUUAUGAUCAGCUUCCCGCCAGGAGACUGAAGGAUGACGACCUCAACAUCUGGCACGACCCCCAAGACCGCACGCACAUGGAGACUGAUGAGGACCUGGAACUCUACAACCUCAUCAGGCGGCGAGACGAGUGUCCUAGGGGGUCAGAUGAGUGGAGUCACCUGAACUUUGACAUUCACACCGUGCGCACGCGCAGAAGAGAGAUCAGGGACCGAUGGGUCAAGAUUCUUGAAAUGUUAGGUUUUGACGACCUGCAAGAAAUUGACAACAUCCUGACGGUGACAGCCGUUACCAAGGAAACCAUCAGUCAGGGCGCGAAAGAUCUGUUCAAUGAGCUGUCAGAGGAGUCUUCCAUAUUUGGAGUGUCCUCGACUAAGCCAGCCAGAUAUCUUUACGUUUUGGAGCGCCUGAUACACAUCGACCUCGCCCAGACAUUUGUGGAGACGGCCAAACAGCUCUACCCCAGCUCCCUGGUCGUGUCGUGUUGCCAUGGCAGAGCCACGCCCAUCCCAGGCAAACCUGUCCUCAUGGCGACGACCCCUGGCGGACACCACGUGAAAGUCAUGCGGAAAGUCCCUGGUCACCCUGUACGCGUUCAGUCGUCUUCUCCAAAGGUGCGCCAGAAAGAUCAUAAUUCUCUGAACACGUGCACAGGAGAUUAUGUUUCCAUCCCGACAAGAAAAAGGUCCGGCAGUCCCCAAACUUCAGACUAUUCCAGUGGAGAAGACAACACCCCAUGACGUCAUCAGUCAGACAGCUUUUUUUUACAGUACGCUUCUUGAUAAACAAGAGAGAACGGAGAAUACAGAACCUCUUUUUUUACGAAGUGUAAGGCAGCUUCUGUACCAGGACCAAGAUCUAGAUCGUUGUAGAUCGUUAUUAUUAGACCAACAAAUGAUGUACCACACUACUUUCAAAUGGGGGUGUCGGUCUACAGUUUUUCAUCACUUGAAAGCACAGCUACGGUGCAGAAAAUCACCAACACGGGACUCCAAGAACUACAAACGUAUCAAAAUUCAAACAAAUAUAUCUUGAAUCAUACAAAUGAACGCACGCAAACAACAAAAACAGUGCCCGUCCGUGGUGCACCUCCUUGCUGCAUGUAAGAAAAGAUCAUAGGACAGAAAAAAAGUCUUGCAAUGGACCUUUGUUACAACAGUUGAUCUCCGUUUUUUAGUAACUUUAUUUAACGUUGAAUCCCAAAAGAACAGAUGUAUAGAAAGAUUAAAUAGAUGUUUCUGAAUGAAUGACAAGUUGUUACACAAACAACUGGAUAAGGCUUAAGGAUACUGCCAGAGAUUUAGACAAAAUUUGCGGUCUUUAUUCAGUAACUGUAAAUGAAAUUACCUCCAUUUUGAACUUGCCAAUGUGGCCGCAGGUGCAACAGAUAGACAAUGGUUGCUGAUGACGAUGCCUUGUUCUAUGACCUAUUAUUGCCAACUUAAUCCAUUCGAAAGGAACAAAAUCUAUCAUUGAACUGCCAAAACAAAUACGAAGGCGUACUGAAAAUUGAAGGCGUAUUGCAAAUACAUGUAUUAUAGCUGUGAGAAUUCCAAAUGUGUUAUCGAGACCUAGUUUUAAAACUAUAUGCUGCACUAUAGAAUAUAUAUCGAGCUAGUUCUGUAAAGCGGGUCUCUCACUGUAAUCUCCAAGCAGAUCCUACGGUAGCAUAAAAUAGUAUACAAAGCUGUCAGAGGAGUGUAGCCGGACUAGGAGUGUUUUUGGCUACAUGCGGCAAAUGUACACCUCUUGGCUGACUACACUCCUUGGUCAGUUUGGUACUAUCUUAUGCCAUUGUGGGAUCUGCUUGGGAAUUACUGUAUAUCGCUCCAUUCGGUUGACAAUUAUUGCGACAACCUCUCGAAUUCUUGCCAGUUUUCCGUUGCAAUCACACUGCUGUGCGACAAACGAGUAAAUCACGUGACAUUACAAACAAAAUAGCGGCACCCGGAAUGUCAAAUCCUCCGUUUCAACCCCGAAUUAGGUGCAAGAUAACUAUUGGAAACUGUUGUUUUGCCACAGAACUAAAAUCCAAUCAAGAUUCUUCAAAAAGAGAUUUGCAGUGAUUGCGCCUGCUGGCGACUAGUUUGAACGCACACUCGAUUUUUUCCUGAGACUUAAAAAAAUCCCCCAUUUCAGGCGACCAAUUUGCGCCUGUUGGCGACGAAUUUCGUUACAUGUUGACGACUAUUAGCGGCUUUUUAAAACACUAGUCACCAACAAGCGUGUCCAAGUGAGAUACCCGCUAUGCGUUUUGACAACUUCUUUUCACAAUUCUGCAUCAUAGGACAUACAAUGUACAGUAUGUAAUUUUUUGGAAACGAAUAUAACUUUAUUCCUCUAUUUGAAAUAUUUUACACAAUUUAUAUUAUUAAGUUAACAUAUUUCCGUGCACAAAGUUUUUACAAGUAUUCUUCUGGUUCUUAUCAAUUUGAUUUGCACCGACGUCAGUGGAUAAGGGCUUUAUUCUGUGUACGGUAAAAUAGUGUGUAAUUUGUUUACUAAAUGUAUUCCUAGAUUCUACAAUAUUUUGUUGUUGUGGAAUAGACAGUAAAUGGUUCUGCUGCAGAUGCAGAAUUUUGGGUUAAAAACCAUGUGGAAAAAAUGUUGCAAUGUAUUUUUUAUGACAAUAACAUUAAUGGUAUAUCUAUGUAGUAGUGUAUGAUAUAGUCGUUGAAAGACUGCAACUUAGGAUUAAACAAUAUUGUGAAUACAGAUUUCUGUAACGCUAACUUGAAAUUUAUGCACGUGUCCUUACGCAUAUCGGAUGGACGUGUCCUUACGCAUAUCGGAACUAGUACGUGUCGCUAGUAUUGUUUUGCUCCUUAUCCUCAUACUUAUACUAUCAUAGGGAUGACAUCAUCAGCACAUCCCAAAACAGUUUAUAUGAACAGAUGUAACGCAUGGCAAAAAUGCAUAAAGGCAUUUUACGACAUUUCAGCAUCCAAGAUUUAAACUUUAUGACGCAUACUUUCUUAUUUUGCAGCACCUUUUUAGCGAAAAGACAGUGCAGUAUGGUCGCCAACAUCUUUUAAAAACGGACAAAAAUGCAAAUCAUGAAGUCAGUGCGGCCUAAGUGACAGUCGUAUAUAUACAGGGCACAA